AAAAAACGUAAGCAGGAUAAGGAGAAAGUAAAAGAGGAGAGUGAUGGAGAAUCUGAUCAUUCUCAGAAGAAGGAAAAGAAGAAGAAGAAGGAUAAGAAAAAGAAAAGACAUCAAUCCGAGUCCUCGGAUGGUCAGGAGGCAGAGCAAGCUGGUCAUCCUCUGGUGAUGACAUCGAAGAUAGACCCUCGAGAGAUCCCGGAGGUGCCUGAGCAUAAGUUCCUGCUGCGGGGGGGCAAGGAUCAUGAUAAAAAGGAUAGAGAAAGGAUGCGGUACCGGGAGCGAGAUCGCCACGCAUACACUAGGAGCGGCAGGAUUAUAAAGGGCCGGGGCGUUUUCCGCUACCGCACGCCGUCGCGGUCUCGCUCGCGCUCGCGCUCGGUGACGCCACCGCACUGGCGACAGGCGCAGCGCAGGAUCAUCAAGCUCUCCGACUAUGAGCGCAUGGACCAGGAGAGGGCGGAGCGGGAGGCACUCGAGCCACAAAAGCCUGCAGAAAAGCCUCUUAAUGAUGGGGAGCCAGGCACGCCAGAGCAGGAGAAAGAAGAAGGAGAGUGUGACUCUACGCAUGAUCAAUCAAGGCAUGAGAAAGUUGAUUACAACGCUCUCGACUUCGAAGAAGAUAUCGAACACGAAGGAGGGCGAGUGGCCCGCGCAGGGCGUGGGGCUGCACGGGGAGCGGCACGUGGGGCUACGCGAGGGGCGGCGCGCGCGACUUCGCCCCGGCAGCGCGCUGAGGCGCUGGCGCGCGCGCUCGGCGUGCAUCCGCGACACGACCAGCUCAGAGAUGAGCGUGAUACCCGCGAGCGGCCGCGGCGGCGCGACGGGCUGGCGUCGUGCGUGCUGCCCGUGCCCCCCGCGCCCGCCGCGCCCGCCGCGCACCGCGACACCCCCCGAGACACCCCCCGCGACAACACUCGCCAUGAGGACGAGGGCGGAGACGACGUCGGCUACGACCCCUUCAGACUGCUUAGAAGCACCUUCGCCAGCCAUAAUAAAGACAGGUUCAAAGAUCAGCGAAAGGAAGAACGUCAAGAACGCACUGACACCCGCCGCGAGAAAGAAAAAGAGAGAUAUAAGGAGAAGGAAAGAGACGAGAAGCAUGGACACAGGAGUGAAAGAGAUGACCGCAAGCACUCGGAGCACCGCAAAGAUGACAGAGAAUAUAGAAAGGACGAUAAAGAAGGAAGAAAAUAUGACAAGGAUGUGAGAAAAGACGACAAGGAAGUACGGAAGGAUGAGAAGGUUAAAAAAGACGAAAGGGAAUCGAGAAGAGAUGAGAAAGAUUAUAGGAAAGAAGACAGAGAGAGUCGUGAUCACAGAAGAGAAGAGUCAGGGAAAAAGGAUAAGGAGUCUCGGGAUGAUAGAGAUUCGAGAAAAGAAGAUAGAGGUAGAAAGGAAAUUAAACGAGAGGAGUCGCGAGAGAGGGAGAAGCACAGAGAUAGAAAGAGCUCUACUAAAGAAAGGACAAAGUCGCCAAAAGGUGACCGCAAGGAGGGCGCGGAGGGUCGCGACAAAACCAAACCAGCCACAGAGGAAGACAAGAAAAAGGAGGAGGAGCGUGAUGAAGCGCGCAAGGAGCUGAUGGAGAUCGUGAGGCUGAUCAAGUCUCGCCAGAGAGACCGCGAGGCCAAAGCUAAGGAAUUAAAGAAGAAGCGUGCGUCCAGCGAGUCCUCGGCCUCGUCGGGGUCUCGUCGCCGGCGCCGCACGCGCAGCCCCAGGUCCCGCCACAGCCCGAAGUCCCGGCGUCGGCGCUCCCCCUCCACCUCCUCCUCCGACUGAACGGGGGGGCACUACAUAGCCAGUCAUUGGACCUGUUGUAAAAACGUAUUUCACAUAUAGAAAAUGACAAAACAACUACAGUAAUCUUGAUUCAACGUUGACAGGGUUUAACGGGUCAGAUAAAUUUGCCGGACUACCAACUAAGACCUAAGAUAAUAGUUUUAGACUUAUUACAUACAAAGUUAAAACUUAACCACAAAAGUUUGGUUAACUAGUGACGAUGGCAUUAUCACGCCCAAAUACAAUCUGGAUACAUUCUAAUCACGAUUUUAACUUUUUUCUAGAUUAAAACUUUAGACUUUUAUUGCAUUUGUGUAUUUUUUCAAUACUUGUUAAAGGUUUGGAUUUUGACAAAUUCAUCUAAUAAAGUUAUAAAAUGGGUAAUAUGACCAAAUAUGAAUAUAUAUUCCAAUAUUUUUGACAGAAAUGUAUAUUUCAUUAUAUCACCCAAUAUAUGGUAGGUAUGGGACCUAUUAUUUAACUAUUACCGAAAGUUUACUGAAGUAUUCACUUUUAACUUUAGUAUUUCUUUAUUUUUUUUAUAACAAGAUGGCAAACAAGCAAGCGGCUACCUGAAUCCGUCAAAAUGGCGAAGCGAC
Molecule: messenger RNA, 2378 nt
Organism: Papilio polytes (common Mormon)
Lineage: Eukaryota; Metazoa; Arthropoda; Insecta; Lepidoptera; Papilionidae
Product: splicing regulatory glutamine/lysine-rich protein 1-like
Exons: 14
Coding region: 166-1779 (537 amino acids)
Source: RefSeq, a predicted model, not a curated record